This is a messenger RNA of Anthostomella pinea, 411 nucleotides long. The record is from the annotation of a GenBank genome assembly. NCBI's taxonomy places the organism in Eukaryota, Fungi, Ascomycota, Sordariomycetes, Xylariales, Xylariaceae.
AUGGCUAAGGCACAGGAAGACUACGCGCACUAUUUGAACAUCAAGCGCAGCGACGCCCAUGUGUACAAGUUGAGCGACAAGUGGCUAGGUUUAUUUGCGGUAUCACGAACGUACAAGCAAGCAUGCGCUCUCAAACUUGAUGGGCAAUUUAACGGCAUCUUCACGGUGUUCUAUCAUUCGUUAUUGCGGCCCGUUGAAAAGCCCAAGACCCUGGGACAAGUGGAGAUCCACAAGGACUCCCGGGACGACCAGAAGGGCCUCAUCAUUGUCCCAGAUGAUAGGGGACGUCUCCAGAGGAAAUGGGUGUUCAACAAAGUGACUGACAGCUUUCUGGAUGAAAAGGAAGGUCUCCAGUACCUCAUCGAGUGGCAGGAUGGGACCACAUUGUGGCAACCUGCUCGCAACCUCUAG